GUUCAAGGCAUCUUUUCUCUAAAAAAAAAAAAAAAAAAUAGCCACAUUGAGCAAAAUGAAGGGGUGUGGGAGAGGGUGCAGGGAUAUCUGUCAAUCUCAGUAUUAUUUUUUUUUUUCCUCAAAUAAAAUGUUAAGUAGGCAUGCACCAACUAGGGAUGCCCCGAGCAGAUCUGUAUCGAGGCCAAUCAAGGGAUUCUUUUUUUUUUUCUUUCUUUUAAUUGAUAUCUACCCUCAAGCUUGAACCAUUUCUUAUCCUUUGUUUAUAUUUUACUCUUUGUGCAACAAAACUUAGCAAUCAAGUGAGGGAGAUGUCAAUCAAUCACACUGUCCUGAGAGAAGGUAUUAUCAGCCCAACAAGUGGGUAAAACCUAUGGGUUUCCUUAGGGUGUCCUUUAAAAAAAAUAUAUAAUUUUUUUAAAAAUUAAUAAAGCGUUGUUCAGAACUGCAGUUUUUUACUAGGCUACCUAGAAACCACACAACUGUUUACAAAGAAAAAAAUAUAAAUACUGGAUUGGGACUUGGUAUUGGCAGAAUUAUAAUUUGAAUUUGCUCAGAUUGGAAACAAAAAGAAAUGUUCGGGACGUCCCUACGCCACAAAGCAUGCAAGAUAGAUUAACUAAUCUGUUCUGCAUGCCAGACUAGAUUCCCAAAGUGUCAGCUACAGUUAUUUUCAGCAGAUGUUGUGGACGUUUAUUAGCAUAUAAUGUGGGUUUAAAUUAAAAUAAGCGCACAAACUGCCUUUGGCUUUCACUUGCUUCAUGUGCCAAAGCAUUGUAGUGUAUUUAGACAUGUGCAUUUGUGUUCCCAAAUUUCCACUAACAUGCAAGCUAAAAAAUUAGUAUGAAGCCUCUGCUUGAUGUUGCAGUAAAACAAUGCUUAGUCUUUAUUGAUUGACCCUCUCCACACAUGACUCUGAAAGAGUUCAGUGAAUCUCACGUUUAACAGUGGUGUUUCUUUUGUUGUUGUGUUUUACAGUUCUUUUUCCUGGUUCAGCCAGCCCUAUAUACCAGGCCCUGCUGAAAAUGCCACCAACAGUUUUGUCUUCUGCAGCCUUAUCCCGUUUCUCAAGUGUCUUUUCUGUUUGUGUGUGUGUGCGAGUGCGUGCGUGUCUCUCUCUCCCCCCCUCUCCCUCUUUUUUUUUUUUAUAAAGUAAAAAUGUCAGAUUUAAAAAUAGCCUGUUUUCCAGAUUGCACAACCAUGGAUGAUCAUCUCUUUUAAGAUUCUCCCUUUGAUUUUUAACUGUUUGGUUUUUUCUUCAGCUUUGGGCACAUUUUCAUGUUUUUAUCACGGCUUUUGCUGGUACUAGCCCAUAACUGUUUAGUGCAAAUUAUCUUGGACAUUGUGUAUUUAUUUUGUGACAUACUGUUGACUAACACCAGAACUGUAGUUUAGUAGUAGUAGUUUAUCAUGUUGCAAAGCAGGGUUUGUUUUUGUCUUUUUUUCUGUGGUGGUAUUGUUAAAAAGUAAGCACAAUCAAUAGCCCAGAAAAGGUAAAAUGACUGAACCUUUUUCUGUUUGUUCUUUUUUUGUAUUGGUAGUGGUAAGUGUUGUUGAAAUGUACUUUUGUGUCUACGCCCAAAUCAUGAACUCUUGUUUUCUGUAUCUCAAUGUUUUUGUGUGCUUUAUAGCGAAGCAGCCGGCGCGAGUCGCUUGUUCAUAAAACAUCUAAUGAAAGUUGAGAGCACAUCCCACGGGACAACUGGCUGUGCUUGCUUACGUUUGGUUCAUGACUUAAAAAUCAAGUGCAGGAGUCAUUCCUGAUGAAUCUAAAGCUAUGUCGCUGUUGGCUCCAGCCAAUGCCGUGGCAGGAAUGAUGCCUGGCGGAGGCCUUCUUCCAACACCCAAUCCUCUGGCAGCAAUGGGAGGGACGCCAUUCGGAGGUCUCGGCGCUCCCAACAUGGAGCAAAUGGCUGCCAUGGGAAUGCAAGGACCAAACAUGAACCCCCAGGCUCUUUCCGCAGACUUCCUGAAGCUCAUGCAGUCCAUGGAUCCCAAAUUGAAUCCAUUAGCGGCCGGGCUGAACUUGAACCCAGGGCUCAAGAGCGACGCCUCCAACAAGGAGAUUGAAGAGGCCAUGAAGAGAGUCCGAGAGGCCCAGUCUCUCAUUUCUGCAGCGAUCGAACCCGGAAAUAAGAAAGAUGACAAGCGUAAACAUUCCCGCUCUCGUUCGCGGUCUCGGCGCCGGCGGUCCAGAUCUCGCUCAAGACACAGACGUUCGAAGAGCAGGUCUCGGCGGAGGUCCCAUUCGAGGAAUAGGAGGAGGUCCAAGAGCCCACGAAGGAGGAGGUCCCACUCCCGGGAUAGAACCCGCCGCAGUAGAUCGAGGGACAGGAGGAAGGAGGAAAAAUCUAAGAAAAGGUCCAAAACGCCUCCCAAGAGCUACAGCAGUGCCAGGAGAUCUCGAAGCAUCAGUCGGAGGCACAGGCGAAGCCGCAGUGCGUCUCGCUCCCCCAAGAGGAAGCCAACCAGGUCUCCGUCGCCCAGACGUCACAAGAAGGAGAAGAAGAAGGACAAGGAGCGUGAGAAGGAGCGGGACCGAGACAGGAGGGAGGACAGGGACCGCAGCAGAGACGAAAGAGAACGUUCCGCCAGUAAAAAGAAGAAGAGCAAGGACAAGGACAAGGAAAAGGACAAGGAACGAGAGCGAGACCGCAAGUCUGACAGUGAGAAAGGAGACGUUAAGGUGACCCGGGAUUAUGAUGAGGAGGAGCAAGGUUAUGACAGUGAAAAGGAAAGAGAGGAGGAGGAGGACGACGACAACGAGAGGAAGAGCGACUCCGACUCGGCCUCGUCCCCCAAAGGCCAGAAGGAGAUGGAGCGAUCCGAGGGCCAAAUUCCCAAAAAGUCCAAACUAAACGGAGACGAUCACCAUCAGGAAGAUAUGGAGAUGAGUGAUUAAGAACCUCCCCCGAGAGCAAACGUGAACGCGUUUUCUUUCCACUGUCCUUUUAUAUUUUUAAUAUAGGCCACAAAAUGUCUGUACCUGAUCACUCGGUUAAAAAGAUUUGUUGUCUUAAUUGUAGACGCCUCCUGGCAGGGAAGGGGUGUAGAAGGAGACGUCCAAUUUUUGUAAAGACAUGAGAAAAAACCAAGACUAAAAGAUGAAUCAUGUGAGACGUGGUUUUAAAUUGUUAUUGCUGUACCUUUUUUAAGAUCCUGUUCAUUUUUGCUUAGUGUUCAAACCUCGUCUUCCUGACGGUAGAAUACGCAGCGUUUUCUCACGGAAAUGCUGAGUUUGUAAAUAUUUUACUGGUCAGGAAUCAACCCUUUCCUUAGACUGUUAGUGUUGCACCAGCUUCAUGUUUCUUUAAAUGCCUUUUUCUUUAUUUUUGGUCGCAGAACCGUUUUUGCUUCAACUGUGAUGCACCCACUCGUGUUUCAGCUGACCUUCCUAUUUACAGCGCUUUGUAAUUGUCCACUGUAGACUGAUAUAUGUUACAAUGAUAAACUUUGUCUGCAAUAGGUUUUCCAAAGGAAACAAAUAAAAUCAGAUCAAACUGA
Messenger RNA from Scophthalmus maximus (turbot), 3501 nucleotides. RefSeq names its product serine/arginine-rich splicing factor 11. Gene Ontology annotation, cellular component: nucleoplasm. Bases 1775 to 2899 code for a protein of 374 amino acids. Gene Ontology annotation, molecular function: RNA binding. The record is from RefSeq and is a predicted model, not a curated record. The transcript has 11 exons. NCBI's taxonomy places the organism in Eukaryota, Metazoa, Chordata, Actinopteri, Pleuronectiformes, Scophthalmidae.